AUGUCCGAAUCUUCGUCACCAUCACGAACAAAGGUCGCUUUGACGGUGUUGUUCCAUUCGAGCUGCGCUGUUUCGGUGACUUUGAUCUCAAAGUCUGCUCUCAAUGGCAUCGAGGCGCCUGUUACUCUGCUUGCAUUGCAGACAUUCGUCCAAGUGGUGCUUCUGACCGCUGUUGGAAAACCACUUGGAUGGAUCAAAUUCAGUCGUCCUCUUUCCGCCUGGAAAGGGCUGAUACCUUUGAUGCUCGCACGUCUGGUCGGAAUCCUCGCAAAGACAUUCUGCUUGGCUAGCGUCGAUGCCUCCCUAUACCAAAUCGCACGAGGUCUACUCCUACCAUUCACCCUGCUCCUAUCGCACUUUUUUCUGCACCCACCGCCAUACAACCCACCUCUUUCUCUCUUCGGAUGCGGCAUGAUCAUGAUGGGCUUCGCUACCGGCAUGAUCACCGACUUGGGUGCCAUGCUCACCAGUAUCAAGGGCUUGCUACUGGGAGUCGGAUCCAGUUUCACCACUGCCGUCGAGAGUGUAGUUGUCAAGCGCUUCCUCACAAAAGGCGACGAAGGAAUGUGGCAGAUGGUGUGGAUGACCAACUGCAUGGCUCUAGCCUGCUACUUCCCCCUGUUCAUCAUUUCUGGCGAGUACACUGUAUUCUCUGGCCUUUACAACAGUGCUAUGGAUCUGGAUGUCGCCAAUGUUGUCGCGGCCACCGAAGCUUCAGGCCAACUUCACGCUUUCUUGUACACCGCUGCCGCUACCGGUGCCGCCAGUUUCCUCCUUACUCUGGCUACCUUCCUGCAGAUCUCGGUCACUAGUCCUACAACACACAUGAUUGUUACAGCCGCACGCGGUGUCGCUCAAAGCGGCCUUGCUGUGCUGAUCCUCCGCGAAGCCGUCACCAUGGGCAGAGUCUGGGCUAUGGUCUGCAUCUUGGGUGGUAGUGGCGUGUAUGCCUGGGGCAAGGACAGAGUCAAGCAACGCGCUGAAAAAGCCGACGAAAGGGGCAUAUACGAGAAGUUGGACGAGAUGGAGGCCAGAGAGUCAGAGGAAGAUGUGGAACUGCGGAAGAUGGAAAGAUAA
This is a messenger RNA of Aureobasidium namibiae CBS 147.97, 1077 nucleotides long. RefSeq names its product GDP-fucose transporter-like protein. Gene Ontology annotation, cellular component: Golgi apparatus. Bases 1 to 1077 code for a protein of 358 amino acids. The record is from RefSeq and is a predicted model, not a curated record. The transcript has 2 exons. Gene Ontology annotation, biological process: protein O-linked glycosylation via fucose; GDP-fucose import into Golgi lumen. NCBI's taxonomy places the organism in Eukaryota, Fungi, Ascomycota, Dothideomycetes, Dothideales, Saccotheciaceae. Gene Ontology annotation, molecular function: antiporter activity.